Molecule: messenger RNA, 1425 nt
Organism: Adineta ricciae
Lineage: Eukaryota; Metazoa; Rotifera; Eurotatoria; Adinetida; Adinetidae
Source: the annotation of a GenBank genome assembly
AUGACGGACUCGACGGUUCGAAAUAUAGCGACUGUUUUUCCAAUCAGUGCUGAUGCGCUGAAACCCGAUCCAAAGUUUCAUCGGCGGCGUUCGAUUGUUCGAGAAUUUAGUUUGAAUACGUCUACUCAUGGCAUUCCUGGUAUUGCACGAACUUACUUCGGAUAUCCAACUCAAACGUCGGUGUCGUUUGUUGUUCAACGUACUCAACCAUUCCCUGCAGUUAGCUUUUGUAACUAUGCACCAAUUAGAUUCGAUAAAUUUAUUGGACCUUUUAUCAACUAUACAAAUUCUCGUAACGUAACUGAUACAAAUGACACGAGCACUAUAACGUUUACUCAGAGUGGAUAUAUUCGUGACUUUAUACAAAUAUUAUUCAAUUCAGGUCAAUCUGUUACACAGUAUCUAUUUACUUUGGAUGACAUGCUCUUAGCAUGCAUUUACAAUGGAGGAUCUUGCUCGAAAUCUGAUUUCAGCUCAUUCAUUUCACCCGUGCAUGGAUAUUGUUAUACAUUCAAUGCAAAAAGCAGGUCUGGUAAUCAGACAAUUCGACAAACUACUCAAGGCGGAAGUAGUGGCGUCUUUCAAUUGCGUCUGUAUGCACAUAGCAAUCAAUAUGUACCAUUUGUUUCUGACGAUGUCUCGGUCGGUAUCGUGAUCAUGGUUCAUGAUAAUGACCAAUUACCAUUGAUCGACAUCGAAGGCAUACAACUGGCGAGUGGUGGUCGACACAAGCUGAGCUAUAAGAAGCGCACCAACCAAUUAUUGCCAGCACCCUAUUCGGAAUGUACUGAUAAAAUCUCCCUUCCCAUGCAAGCACUAUUCGAUCGAUAUGGAGAUGCGGAUUAUAGUUAUUCGCAGACUAUAUGCUAUUCCAUAUGUACACAAACAUUCAUAUAUCACGAGUGCAAUUGUGUACAUCCGGAAAAGUUUACUACUCGAACGAUCAUGCGACCAGACCCCUGCUAUUCGGCUGCCGCCGAUCGACUUGUAAACACUGACUCCCUUUGGAAUCAGUACUGUUCCGAUUGUUCGGAAGCUUGUACAAGCUCCGACUUUACAAUUACACCAUCCUCGGCUUCUACACUGUCCAAUGAAUAUGCCUAUAUAUAUAAAUUCGCAGUAGAAAAUAUGAGUGUGCCGCUACCAGCAGAUUGGGCGACAUCAUGGAUAAAUUGGAUGCGAAAAGACUACAUAUCAGUUGAUAUUGUUACUGAAACGAAUCUCGUCGAAACCUACACACAAGAUCCUUCGAUUGGUCCUGUUGAUCUUAUUUCAAAUAUCGGAGGAAAUACAGGUCUAUGGAUCGGAAUUAGUUUUCUCUCAUUGAUGGAGUUGGUAGAAAUGUUAUAUCGUCUUCUGCGUUAUCAUUGUUAUUUUGUUAGACGACGGAUGCGAAAUAGUAAUAAUAAUAAUACUCGUUUAUAA